AUGUUCUACGUCGCGAGCAGCUGGUCAGAGAACUACGGCGAGAGCGGCGGGCAGGCGGGAGGCAAUUUCUCGAGGGCCUUCGACGCGAUCCUGUCGGACAGGAGGAUCACGCUGUGCGGCCUCAUCUGUAGCUCCUUCGAGUCCUCGAUGUUCAUCUUCGUGUUCAACUGGACCCCGUGCCUGAUGGAGCCCGAUCAGCCGGUCCCGCCAUUCGGCCACAUCUUCAGCGGCUUCAUGAUCUUCUGCCUGCUCGGAACGCGCGUGUACGCCUACCUCUCGGGGUCGUUUUCUGUGGAGCAGAUCGGGUUGAUGGUGAUGAUCGUGUCGGGCGUAUGCCAUAUGGUCGCCUUCCUCUUCCAGGACGUCAUGGUCCGAUUCGUCGCGUUCCUCGUGUUCGAGGCCUGCGUGGGACUGUAUUUCCCGAUGAUGGGCACCCUGAAAGGCGACAUCGUGCCCGAAGACAUGAGGUCAACAAUCUACAACAUCUACCGGCUGCCUCUGAACGUUCUCGUCCUGUUGCCUCUCCUGAUGAACUUCAGCAUCUCGACCACGUUCACGGUGACCACGGCAAUCUUGUGCGUCGCAUCGUUCUCCGCCUUUAACUUGAUGUCCAUGCCGAAGAAGGGGGAGAAAGCGGUGGAUCUGGAGAUGGAGGCGGCCAGGGUUGGGCAGGCCUCCGACAACCUCUGA
Molecule: messenger RNA, 690 nt
Organism: Prorocentrum cordatum
Lineage: Eukaryota; Dinophyceae; Prorocentrales; Prorocentraceae
Source: the annotation of a GenBank genome assembly